Belonocnema kinseyi is the source of this 10008-nucleotide messenger RNA. Its product is annotated as protein lava lamp-like. The record is from RefSeq and is a predicted model, not a curated record. The coding region runs from base 237 to 9404 and encodes 3055 amino acids. NCBI's taxonomy places the organism in Eukaryota, Metazoa, Arthropoda, Insecta, Hymenoptera, Cynipidae. The transcript is spliced from 11 exons.
AAGGGAUGGUUCGGUUCCUACAGUUUUGCAACACUUUUUAAUCUACUUUUUCUUCCUCAUUCCAAAUAAAUAAAUUCAAGUACCUAUGAAAAUUCAACUAAUUAUUUUCGCCUCAAAGUGCAUCAAUUUUCGAAAUUACGUCAAGUGCUGAAGUGUGCAUUUGGCGAGGAAAACUAUGUCAACGAAUAGUGACGUGUUACCAUCUUGACAUCUCAAAAAGAUAAAUAAACCUCGCGAUGUCCGGAAAUCCGGAAGAACCGCCAGGUCCGGCGGAAGGUGGUCCUGAUGAGCCUCUUGAUCUCAAGGAAUCGUGUGAACAGAGCAAAAGUCAAUUAGUGACUUUGAAGGAACUCAUGAUAAGAAAUAAGCAGAGUCUCAAGAAAAAAGAGGAGGAAAUACAGGAAUAUGCCAAGAAACUUUCGAAAUUCAAAACGAGAGCGAAAUUGUCUCGAAAAGGCAAAGAAGAAGCCUCCGGGGAAUCGACUGCGAAAUCCGAAACUGCUUUAUUAGAAGCUGAAGAUGUCGUGGACGAUAUUAGUCAGGCGAAAACGCCAAAGGCUAAAUCAUCUUUGCUCCAAAGAAAACUUGCCGAGGAUAAGAAAAUUUUUGAACAAAGGAGUAAAGUAAUGACUGAAAAUAAAAGAGCUGUGGAAGAAAAAGUCGAGGCGAUUAGGCAGCAACUUGAAGAGAGAGAUCAGCAGACUUUGCCCCCUAAUCCAGUUUCCCAGGCGGCACCUCUAAUGCAAAUGAGCUUCCAGCAAGACAAAGACAAUAAAAUAGCAGAACUGAGUAACCGAAUUCUCGAAUUGGAAGCGACUGUUCUGGACCUUCGGGAAAAUUUGAAAGAAAAGGAUUCGGUUAUCGAUUCAAAAACGAAAGCAAUAACACUGAUGUCGGCCGAUCUUUCCAUGAAGGGAAAAACGACUCUCGACACUCUCGAGGACACGAAAGACGAAAUGCGAACGAUGCAGGAGCACUUUGUGCUCUUGGAGUCUUCCUUAAGAAGCAAAAACGACAAUCUUCUCGAACAAUUGCGAGAAAAAAGUGAUAGGAUAACCGAUUUAGAAGAUACGCUUCAACGAUCCGCGGACCAGUUGGAAGCCCAGAAAGUAGCGGAAUCUGCAAGUGUCGAUUUUUCUCGUUCGACAAUGGACACUUUGGCGGACACAAAAGAGGCGAUGAAAUCGAUGCAAGAAAAUUUCGUGCUGAUCGAGUCGUCCCUAAAAUCGAAGAACGAUCAUCUUUUGAAACAGCUGGAGGAGCGCGAGACGCGACUCGCCGAGGCUAUGGAGAGAAUUUUCAAUUUGGAAUCCGGUGCCGGAAUUUCUCGAGUCCCGGAAAUCGCGGAACUCGAGUACAAAAUUGAAAAGGUGGAGGAGAACAGUCGCAAAUUGCAGGACGAGAAAUACGAGUUGCAGAAAAAUAAUUCCGAGUUGCAGAAUCAGGUGAUUGCCCUUGAAUCGGCGACAAAUGGGAAUGGGCUGAUUGUGGAGAAGGACAAUCGAAUUGCGGAACUUGAGAGUUUGAUCGAGGAGUUGAAAAAGUCAAAUCAGCUGUUGCAGGAGGAGUCGAAGACGGAAUUGCAGAAGCAGCUGGCGGAAUUGUCGGUGAGAAAUGAGGAGAUUUCGAACAGGUUGGUGGAUUUGGAGAGGAUGGUUCAUGAUUUGGAGACGGAGAGGGCCGAACUUGCGGCGAAAAUUCCGAGCGAGAGUCCGAAGGAGGACGAGAAGGUGGUGAAGUUGACGAAGGAGCUUGAGGAUUUGAACAGGGGUGUGAUUAAAAUGAGGGCGCAGAACAAGAGCAAGGUGAAAAAUCUUCAGAGGCAGUUGGAGAGCUUCAGAAAGGUAUCGGAUGCAAAUGCGGAAUUGGUGAGACUCGGAAAUCAGGUGGCGCUCCUAGAGGAGGAGAAAGGUAACCUUCAGCUGGGUCUGGUAGACUUUGACGAGCUUAAAGCGUCUGCAGGCGAUUGGAAAGAGCAAAUUGCCGACCUCGAAGGUAAGGUCAAUGCUCAAGCGAAAGAGAUUCAAGCACACAUCGAAGCCAUUGCUGCACUAGAAAAUCAGAAGCUAGAUCUUAUGCAAGAACUCCAUUCUAUAAAACAAGAAAUCUCGACCUUAGAAGCAGAAAACGCAGAGUCCGAAAAUCUCCGUGUAACCGCGGAAAUGAAAAUAGUUGACUUGGAAGAGCAACUUGAAUCCUUUAACCGAAUUCAGAACGAUCAGAAGCCGAACGAUUCUUCUGUUGAUUUGAUCCAGAAGAUUGAAAGUCUAACUCGAGAGAAUGAAGAACUUCAUCAGGAAAUCUCCAAGUUAAAAGAGAAAGGUUCAUCCGAUGCUGGAUCAACUGAAUCCUUCGAAACUUUGCAUGAAACCGACAGGAGCGAGUUGUUGAAGAAGAUAGAGGAAAUUAAUCAAAGAAACAGUGACCUGAUGAAGAAGUUGUCGACCCUGGAAGAGAAAACUGAAGAGAAAGGUUCUUCUGAUACCGGAUCGACAGAAUCUUUUGAAAAAAUUCCUGGACACAGUGACAACUCCAUGAAGAUUGAGAUGCUGACUCGCGAGAACAAUGAACUGGUUAUCAAACUCACGAAACUGGAGGAAAAACUGGAAGCUGAAAGUUCUAAAGAGUCGGAAGAAUCGGAGCGUAUCCAGAGACUCGUUCACGAAAACAACGAACUGGUGAUUGAAAUUACAAAACUAAAGGAAAGGGUUUCAGACGAUUCUCAGUUGAGGAUAAAAUCUUUGAUGGAAGAUAAUGAAGAUUUGAAGCGAAAACUAGAACAACUUGGAACACGUCUUGAAAAGGAUCAAGAUUCUUUGGAACAUUCGCAGAGGUUAGAGCAACUGAGUCAGGAGAAGGAAGCUUUGCUGGAGAGAGUGAGCAUCCUCGAAGAAAUGGAUAGCCAGGAAAAAUCUGAUUUGCGGGAAGCUGAAAGUGCGACGAUCGCCUCCUUGGAAAGUGAAAUAGAAUCCUGCAAGAGGUUAAUACAAGAACAGAAGAAUACCAUGGAUGACCUGAAGUUGAAAUUGAUUGAUAAAGAGGAGGAAUUAGAAAGGAAGAUCAUCCUGAUUACAGAACUUGAGGUCUCUGGAGCAGAUGUUGAAUCUCUACGAAAGGAACUAGAGGAUUCGAUGUUGGUGAUCGAGGAGUGGAAACGGAAAUGUGAUGACAUGCAGGAGAAGAUGAAUUAUUUGGAAGCCGGGAAGAAUUCAAUUGCGGAAGGACUCCAGCAUCUUCAGGAUGAGAAUCGCCUUUUGGUGGAGCAGGCUGAGCAAAAGGAGGAGAUGGUGAAGAACUUGAAGCAGGAGUUGGACAAUACGAUCAGUGUCUUUGAGGCUAAAUUAGAGGAACAAGCGACUCUUGUUGCUACGAAAGAAAAGGAGAUUGCUUCUUUGAAGGAUGUGAUCAAGACUAAGGAGAAGGAUUUAACCGACAAGUAUGCACAGUUGCAGAAUGAGAUGAUUCAGAUAGACUCUCUGCAGGAUGAGCUCAUUCAGAGGAAGAGUGAUCUUCAACAAAAGGAUGCUGCGAUAGUUUCGCUGACUGAGGAAGUAAAUGAACUGAAGGUUUCUUACAAAAAGGACGUAUCUUCUGCUAAAAAGGAGAUCGAGAACUUGCAAGGGCAGCUGAAACUAUCAAAGAGUCCAGAGGAGUUUAAAGAAUUACUCCGCGAGUUAGAAAAUAAGGAUCAACUUUUGAACCAACUAGAGGCGACGUUACAUAACUACGAGUCUGAGAUCAGCAGUCUUCAAGCUCAGAUUAAAAAUGCUGGUGUUCGUAACAAAGAACUCGAGAAUGAGUUACAUAAAAAAUCUCAAGAACUUGAUGAUGUGAAGAUAACAAGUGAUCAGAUAGAGGAGAAAUUGAAGGAUGCAGAGAUUGCUAAAUCUGAAGGGAAAAAACGAAUUGAAUAUGUGCAGAAUAUGCUUGAUACUAAUGCGAAAUAUGCCGAGGAUCUGAAAGUGGAAUUGAAUGAGGCUUAUCAGGCUCUGGAGAAAUUAAAGGUGAAACAUAUGGAAGAUAUGGAAAUGCAAAAUAGGAGAUUGGAGGACAUCAUUGAGGAUUUGCAUAGCAAAAUCCAAGAGUCGGAGGCUCUGAAGUCAGAGUUGGAGAGAAUGCAGCUCCUCAUUGGCCAAAACUUCACCGAGGAGACGAAGAAGUCUCUCGAGGUACAGAUCACCAAUCUUGAACAACAGCUUGCUGAAUCAGAUGAGAAGUCGCAGAGACAGUUGGAGAAGAUGAAGAAGAUUGCUGUUAACCUGAAGAAAAAAGCUGCUCUAGUUGAAGAACUAGAGACGAAGGUAAAUCAACUGGAGGAGAAAUUGAUCUUGGAAAAGGAUGAGAAGGAAGCGAAAAAUAGAGAGAUCCAGGAAAAGGAUGCCGCAUUGCAGGAGAAAGAUAACCAGAUAUCAUCUUUAGAGGAACGUUUCCUGGGUGUUCAGAACGAAAAGCAAGAAGCUCUUUUUCAUAUCGAGAGACUCAGUUUUGAGUUGGAUGAAUCGAGGCAGAGAUUGGAUUCUUUGACGAGGCUGGUGCUAGAAAUGGGAGAGGAAUCUUUUGAAUCAAUGAUAGAGAAGUGCAGGAUUCAGCAGCAGGAUUUGGAGGAAGCAAAGGAUAACGUCAGGGAACUGAGUGUUCGGAUGCAAGUUAUGGAAACUGAAUACGUGGAUCAGUUGUCUACCAUUCAGAAUCUGAAGACGGAGAAUGGAAUGUUGAUGUCACGGCAAUCACAGAUUAAUGAAAGGCUUGAGAAUGCGGAGAAGGAAUCGGAGGAUAGGAGAAUUCUUCUAGAACAGCUGAAGAUGGAAGCAGAGAAGAAAGAAGCUGAGUUAGCUGCAAAUAAGGAAGCUGAAUCAGUUGUGAAAGUCGAGGAAGCGCCAAAGGAGUCAGCUCAAGAUGGUACUAACACCCAGUGUGGAAGAUGCGAUCAGUGUCAGACUCUUGUUCACACCCUAGAAGCUAGAUUGCAAGAAAGGGAUGCCGAGAUUGAGAAUUUAGACAACGAGCUUGCCAACUCGAUUGGCAACUUUGUCCAAAUGCAGGAGAACCUCCGAUUUAAUAUGAAUCAAUCAGGGCAAAAUAGGUCACUUCAAGAACCUUAUAACGAACUAAUGGUGCAGUACAAUGCCCUGACUGCUUCAAAUGAAGAAAUUAAAAAGAAGCUGGAUGAGACUCUAAAGGAAAAUCAAGAACUGACUGAUAAGAUCGAGAGUUUGAAGGACCUGAAUGUAACUUUAAAAGAGAGAACUGAAGCUGUUGAGCAGGAAUUGUCGUCUGGAAAGACGACAACUGAAAGUUUAGGGGCAGAAUUAGAGACGACGCGUCAAGAGUUGAUCGCUGCUAGGUCUCAAACUCAGGAAUUGGUGGUUUCAAGAGAUAGAUUAAGUGAAGAACUGACCAUCUGUCAGCAGAAGAUAUCAGAACUGGAAUUGGAAUUGAGCAAUCUGAGAGAAAGUGUGAGUUUGGAGAUACCUAAUAGGGAUCUGGAAAGUUCUGAACCCGCUCCUUUGUUUGAUGCAUCAAAGGCUUUUGGUUUCGUUCCCGUGAAGGAUUCAGAUAAGCAGGAAAUUAUAAAACUAAGCGAUUUGUUAUCCGAGAAGGAUAAUCUCUGUAGUAGUCUCUCUGCGGAAAUUGAGAGACUGAAGGCCGAGAACGAAGCUAAAGUUCAGAGUCUUCUGUUCGAGAAACAGGAGAUUGAGAGUUCCCACGAACUUUGCAGGUUUCAGAUCCUCCAGUUGGAGAACGAGAUUAAGAGUUCGAACGAGGCUGGUCGAGUUCGAGAACUUGAGGAUCGUUCUAUCAAAAUUCAGAGAGAAAACGAUCUUCUCCAGUUGCAGGUCAAUGAUUUAACGAGAGCACUGGAAGAUCUCAAAGAGGCAGGAGCAAAGACAAGAAAUCUGCAGGAUGAAUUGGCUGCCGCUUUAGGUGAAAAAGCGCAAUUGUUGCUCCAAGUUGAAAAUCUGACUCAAAGUUUAAGGAAUUUGGAACAAUCUAAAACGGUUGUUGAAGAGAAAGUAGAGAAGGCAACAGAUCCUUUGAAGGAAUCAACCUGGGCGACGGAAAUGGAGAAGGUGGAAGUGGAGGAGGAAGGUUGGGGCUGGAAUGCUGAAGAAGCUACACUAGCUGAUGAUUUAGUUACGAAUCCACUCGGUGCGACUGCAGAAGUCCAGUUACAAAUCAGAAUUUCGGAACUCGAGGAUCAACUGAAAGAUCUCGAAGAUGACAAAGCGAAGAUCCUAGAAGACAACAGGAACGUUCAAACAAAAUGUGGGAAGUUGAUCAAGAAACUCAAGGAGUACAAAUUCCAGGUUGAGUCUUUACAACAGCAGGUGAAAUCUAAGAAGUUGACGAGCGAUUUGUGCAAUCUGGAUUCAGUCUUCAAAGACGAGAUGAAUUCACAGAUAUCUAGUUUAGAGAAAGCUUUAGGUGAAGCCAAGGAAGACAAUAAAAAGGCGAUAGCUGAGAAGGAGAAUUUGUUGAAACGUUUGGAUGUCUUGAUGGCAGCGAAUGAGAGGCACCUGGAGCUGAAGGAAAGACAGGAUAUGCAACUCGAAGUUUGGGAAAUCAGGAACAAGGAAUUGACGAAUAGAUUAGGAGCUUUACAACAGAAAUUGGAGGAAUGUGGAACUGAAGCCCAAAAUUCUCAAGUACAAAGUCAAACUAGUCAGCUAGAGGUUAAAGAGUGUCUCACUGCAGGAGAUAAAUCUAGGGAAGAACUGGAAAAUCUGAAAAUUGCUCUAGAAGAUCUAGCAGCCGAGAAUGAUGAGCUGCAACAUCUUCUUGAAGAACAGAGAACUAAUAGGCUAGCUAUGGAAUCAAAAAUGGCUGUGCGUUCCGAUACUGAAAGUAGAUUAGAAGAAUCUAAUAUAAGAAAUGUUGAAUUGCAGAAGGAUUUGGAUAAAUUAAGAGAGGAGUACAAUAUAUUAAGGAAACAGUACGAGCAAAGUUUGAUGGAUGCGAAUGAUCAGGUUCAAGUCAUGCGUCAAAAUUCGGAUGUUCUUAAGGAAGAGCUUGCUAGGAAAUGUGAAGAAAUCGCGGAGGUUUUGUCUCUUAAUAAAGAAGCGGAUGAAUCUCUUUCUAGAUUAAGUCAAGAGUUGCAGGAAGCUUUGAGGGAAAAGGAAGAAUUGAGAAAGGCUCUUGAGAAGAAAGUUCUCGAAGUUCAAAGUUUGAGACAAGAAUCAGAUGUUUGUGUGGAGAGUCUAAAAGGCGAGGAGAUGGAAAUCGAGAACCUUCGAAAGACGAUUCUUGAAAAAGAUGAAGAACUCCUUAUCUUGAAGAAACGAACAGAGGAGUUGGUAUCUUCCAAUUCUGAGUUAGAAGUUAGAUUUCAGCAAAUGGAUCUCUCUCUACAAACCUACUUAGUUGAUCUAGAAACGAAGAAUCGGAUUUUGGAAACGAAGGAUCAAGAGAUUCAGACUCUUGUUUCUACUUUGCAGUCUCAUGAAAUAAAUCUCCAGCUCUUGCAAAACAGGGUAUCACAAGCAGAACAUGAACUUCACGAAUCAAGAAACCUCUUGGCUGAAAGGGAGUCUACGAUUCAGGGAUUCGAGCAGGAAUUGCAGAAGGCGAAACAGGAUUUAGAGACGAGUAGACUUGAAAUUGAGGAACUCGUCAGCAAACUCCAGGUUCAUGAGCAAGAACUAGAAAGGUUGGGCGAAAUCGAGGAGAACAAAACUGAAAGUUACAACGUCUUGAAUCUGGAAUUCCACGCCAAGAAGGAAGAAUUGAAUUACAUGAAGCAAAGGCUAUCAGAAAGCGAGACAACCAUCACAGAUCUGAAGGAGAAACUUGAGAAAGAGGUGUCUUCAGAGGCUCCGAAAACUGUUGACGGUAUUCCUGUUUUCAGAAUGGGAGGCAGUGAUGAUCAGGAAAUAGAUGAGCUAAAGUCAGAAUUAAGCAAAAAGCAGUUACAGAUAGAGAAUUUAGAAUCCUCUCUUAGCGAUAGUCCUUAUCCCCAAAUUAUACAAGAACUACAAGACACUGUCAAUCGUCUCUACAACGAAAAGGCCCAGAUCGAACUUACUUUGGCGACAUUGUCACAAAACUUGAGAGAUCGACUCAAAGAAAAGGAGGAAGAGGUAGAAAAUCUUCGUCAGGAAUUGGAACUCCAACGACAGCAGAUGGAUUCAGAUCGAGUCUCGAGAAGGAAGAGAUCCCUCGGGGAUGAUGAAAUAAAUAGGUUGAAGGACGCCCUACGUGCUUGGGAACAAGAAGUUGAUGAUUUGAGGCACGUUAUAGCCGAGAAGGAUGCUCAGCUUCAACAAGAUUCUUCCUCGACCGAAAAAGAAACGAUUGAAAGACUCAUGGCUGAAAAGGAACAAGUUAGACUCGAAGCUGAAGAGAUCUUGGAGCGGAAACUAUCAGAGAAGGAGAUGGAAAUUGAGUCGCUCAAAUCCCGUCUCCAGGAAGAGAAGGAGCUCCUCCUCACGGAUUUAAAACUGAAGGAAAAGGACAUUGAGAAUUUGAGAAUUCAGUUUGAAGGAAUCAGCUCUGAUCACGAGGAGCAGUUGCAGAAGAAGAUGGUGGAAGUUGCUCAUGCUGGGAAUGAUCUAGCCGAGAAGGAUAGAAGACUCGCGGAACUUAGCAUCACCAAAGACGCGGAGAUUCACAAUCUAAAUGUUCAGAUUCACGACAGGGAUGUUAGGAUCGAGGAAUUGUUGGCAUUGUCAGAAGAGGAGGAGAGACAGUUGUCGGAUUUGAAGAGGAUUCUGGAAACGAGGGAACAGGAGAUCACCGAUUUGAAGCAGCAGCUGGAGGAGAAGGUCAAGGAACUGGAGUUGAUUCAGCACGCUCUGAAGAGACAUAUAAUGAAAUCUGAUGAUGAUGAUGAAACAAGUCCUUCCAAGGGAAAUUCAGCGAAUGAGUUGGACCUGGCGCUUUAUAUGCUUCAUCAGAGGGAUGUCAGGUGUGAGGAACUGACUCUGGAGUUGAUGCAACUUCUGGAGGAGAGGGACACCUUGCAGUUGCGAUUGUCUAAUGCGAUCAGGGUUAAUGAGGAACUGAGGAGGAAUGGGAGUCCGGUGAAGGGACUUUCCUCGAGUUCAGAGGAUUUGCCAACCGUGGAGGAUCCGUCGCCUUCGAGAGCUGAAGGACCUGUCGAGAUUGCCAAGGAUGCGCUGGACUCGUCGAUUGGGGAAAACAGGGAAGCUCUUGCUCAGAAGCUUUCGCAGUUACAUACAGUGGGGCAUACGAAGGAUGUGAGAUUGAGGGAUGAACGAGAAAUGAGACAUACGCAACAGAUGAACUUAUUAGCUCAUAGAGAUGUCUUGAGUACUUUGCCGCCGGAAGCUGCUGCCAGAUACGUCAAUGCGAAUUACACACUUUCAAGAGACGUUCAGAGUCAAUCGAGCGUUCUGAUGAAUUGGCUCUGGGGGAAGAGCACACCGAAGGUAAUGCAUAUGUGAUCGAAGAGGAUAAAUCAUGAAGCUAAAAUUUUUGCUUCAACCUGGAUACAUUCCUUGUAGGAAGCAACUGCCAAAAAAAAUGAGAGAAAAAAUCUAGUGUCUUCAAAGCGCAAAAAGUGCUUGAAACAUAAUAGAAAUUAAUUAAUUAAUUAAUUAUGAAAUUAAUUAAGAAAUUAAUUAAUUAAUAAUUUUUUAAAGAGACAACUAGGUGCGAACUACUGUAAUAUAUGUAGCGACAAAUGAUAUAAUAAUGUAUAAUAGUAAGCGAAGUAUUUAUGAGGAUUGCCUUGAAAAAAUUGUACAUUUCGGUUAUUUUUUAUGAAUCAGUGCGAACUCCUUUUGUCAUCUGUUGACUAUCCUUUCUCAUACAGUGCAUUGUUAACGAAAUCCUGCGACUAACCACGUUUAGAAAAAAAAAUUGAUUUUUAUCUUCUGAUCGUGGUUUUUCGCCGGCCUUGUAUCUAUUUUUAAAUAAAUAAUGAUAAUAAAGCGUACGUAAAAUUGUAGGACAAUCGUGUUUUGUCAUUCAUGGAAAAUUUUGUACAGAAUAAGAGUUCCGAUUGUUUGAUUAAUAAAGAGCCACACGAGGAAUUCAUUGUAAGAA